AUGGACUCUUCAGACUAUUUAGACUCAGAUCUAACAGAAGAUGAAGUCAAAAAAGUCCGAUUGCAAGUCCCACUUACUCAGUUUCAGGUUUUUGAGAUAGAAAAAUGCUCAGCUACGUUUAAUAAAUCAACAUAUAACUAUGCAGUUUGUGCAUUAUCAGAACAUUUACUCGUUUUCCUGAAAAAAGGCUUUGGAGCUUCAUUUUCUGUUAUUGUACAAUACCAUAUUCUCAAUAUCCGCAGUCUCCAUGUCGAAGACGAGAACAACGUCAAAUUAACAGUCGGCAACACAAAAAUCUGUUUACGCGGACCAAAAAUGAUCCAAUUUACACGUAUUCUUCUUAGAAAUUAUAUUUUACUUACUCGUCUUUGGCCGGCAUCAAUGUGUUUGGACUUCAAACCAGAUAAACCGAAAAAUUUCCCAGCAUUUACACCACACAUAUCCCUUUCAGAGAUGUUCCAACUCACUUAUAAUGCGUAUUGCGCCUAUUUCAACGUUGACUACUACCAUGACAUUGCAAGAUUCUUCCAUACGCUUGUCAGCACUGGCAAUGCCAUUGCUAACUUUUCAAAUCUUCCUUUAUCUGUUGUUGAUACGAACUUCCAAGACCCUGUCUCAUUACGUCCUGUCAUAGCUUCAUUCAUGUUCUGUCCUAUGAUCUAUGGAUACCUUCUUACAGAGGUUUCUCGCCCAGAUUUCUUGAAAUCCAUCGCUCCUUUGGUUAAAAACAACUUGAAGGCCAAGUUCAUCCAAUGCAGAGCAUGCUCAGUCCGUGAAGGUAUCAGUGACAUCGCAGAUGCUGUCAUCUCCAACAAACAAUCAAAUAUUAUUUUUUAUGACUUGUCAAAGAAUCCAAUUAUCGGCAUUUCCAAGUUCGCAUAUGCACUUUCAAAGGUCGAACAUAAGAUUCUCUACAUCAACGUAAGCGAUACUAACCUCAAAACACACGAUGGAAUUUAUUUCAUGAAAGCUUUCAACAACAACCCAUAUUUAAUGAGUGUUAUGUACUUCUACAUGAGGGGCGCACCAAUCGGCUACGCAGCUAUCGAUCAAUUCUGCCAAUUCCUUGAAUUAUGUUCCAAACACAACAAAAGUAACCUCAGGCACUUGGAUGUCGGCACAAUCUACGAAGGAUCCGAAGUCUUCUUCGGCUGCCUCAAAGCGAACCCGAUGCCCCUUCAGUAUCUCGCGAUAACAGAUUCGACCAUCAAAGGCAAAGGUUACAGUAAGUUCAUAUUGUAUCUCGAAACUACAUCGUUCCUCGAAGAACUCGAUAUUUCCGGUAUCGGUUUCACGAUUGAACAAAUUAUCGAGAUUCUCCAAACGAUUGUAAAGAAUGAUACCAUCAUGAAGAUGAAGAUCCACAUGAAUAGAAUACCUUCCAUCGGUAAAGGUUUCUCUUACAUCGCUGAUUUCUUCAAUAAACCGUCAAAUUGUGACAAAUUUGAGGGAAUUUCCAUGAAUCAGUGCAGUAUCGAUGCCAAACUUAUCACUAAGUUCGACCAAUUGUUCAAGAACUUCAAGAAUUUGAAGGAAUUGAACAUUGGUGGCAAUUUCUCGAAAUCAAAUCGCGAACUCGAGAAUGUUAUCGACCUUUUGAUGUCACUUGAGCCUGUUGUACACCUCGGGCUUGAAGGAAACAGCAAAUACUACCUCGGAGAGAAGGGAUGCUCUUAUUUAUGCCAUCAAUUGAAGAGAAACCAACAUAUAAGAGAGAUCGAUAUAUCAAACAACAGGAUUGGAGAUGAAGGCCUCAAAGCAAUUUCAUCUCUUCUUGAAUCAAACGAAAAAAUUACAGUUCUCAAGUGCGAUGGAUCACUUCCGAAAACUUUGGAAUCUAUUACUAUGCUGUUCUCAAUUGUUGGAUCACACCCGUCACUUUACGAUUUCCCAUGGCCGUACAAUGACGUUUACAAUUUCAUCGAGAACUAUGCAUCAUCCAAACAACGCGAUAUCACCCUUGAAACUCUCAGCAGCAAACAGAAGGCAGCAGCCGAGAAUAUGCAGAAGAACCUCAACAAGGCAGGAAUGCACUCAUCUCUCUCUUUAUUAAGAAUUCCGGAGAUCGACCGAUGCAUUGACGAAUGCACACUCACAUUCCACGAGCUAGUCUCUACACAGCCAGUCAAUACUCACUCAAAGAUUGUAAGAGAUUUCGGAUUAAAUUACCCUCACAUCGACGAAAACUGCAUGUACAAGGGUAAGAAAGCCACAUUACCAAAGCAACCAAAGUGCUACGAUGCUUCAAGCGAUUCUACAGGCUUUACUGAGAAUAAUUUAGAUUUAGCUCACACAUCUCAACUGGAAGCCCUUGCUAUCAGGAGACCAGACCUUGAUGAACGCAUUAAGCAGCUCAAGAAGUCAAUUGACGGCGAAGAAGAAGGCGAACAAGUUGAAAAGAUGCAGACAUUAGAUUUAAUCAAUUCAGAGCAACCACAAGGAGCAUUAGUACAAGAUGCAAACAAACCAAAGGAGGACGAAGAAUCAUCGGAUUCCUCCGAACGAUCAACAUCCACUUCAACAACAUCAAACAGAAAUGUAAACAUCUCAAUUCCGGUCGAUUCUACUCCAACACCAACUUCAUUCCAAAUCGAGCAGCCGCCACCACAGAUACAAGCUAUACCACCAGUGAGGUUCCAGGCGGACGAACAAGUCAGAGCUCCAUCUCCAUCUGGUCCGAUUUUGCUAUCUCUUCCAUUACCACCUCCUCAGAUCAACUUACAACAAAGAGCAGUUCCUCCACCAGUUCCUCUUGGUACCAGCCUUCCUGCCUCAGCAGCAGCGGCUCCAGCUCCACUUCCUCCACCUCCGAUGCCGAACCAAGACAACUUCAACUCUCUUAUUCUACCACCAGGAGUACAGACAGUCCCUCCUGUCAAACCUGCUCCUCUUUCUUCACUCGAAAUUGUCGAAUCUAUGAAACCAGAUCAGCCGCACGACAUGCCAGCAAUAAACGGACCACUUCCUCCACCACAAUCGAACGACGAAAUGGGAUCUCUCAGGUCAGUCAACAUUCCUCCUCCAGGACCAAUGUCCCGACCACUUUCUACCGGAUUACCUCCGAUGCCGCCCCCAAUUAUGCCAGGUUCCAUUCCAGAGCUCAAUUCCGGCAACUUACCUCCUCCACCAUUACCUGGCCAGAGUACUCCCAAACCAUUCACUCCUUCAUUGGGAACAUCUCUUCCAAAUGUUCCACAAGCACCAGCACCACUUCCUCCAAUUCCAAAUCAGAGCCAAGGAUUCACUCCAUCGCUUGGAACAUCCCUUCCUAAUGUUCCUCAGGCUCCUGCUCCUCUUCCUCCAAUUCCACAACAACAAAAUAACAAACCAGAUGAUUCUUCUGAUUCAGACAUCUCUUCUACUUCAAGUGUGACAUCAAUUCCAACUGAUUCGGAGUCUGAUUCAUCAGAUUCUUCUUAUUCAUCCUCCAAAUCAUCUAAACCAGCUGCAAAACCUCCUCCAUCUCCUAAACCAGUUCCAGCUCCAGUUCCUGCUCCUGCUCCAAAGCCUGCUCCUGCUCCAGAGAAACCAAAACCAAAACCAAGGAGAUCUGAUUCUUCAUCUAGUUAA
Trichomonas vaginalis G3 is the source of this 3570-nucleotide messenger RNA. Its product is annotated as barbed-end actin filament uncapping. Gene Ontology annotation, cellular component: plasma membrane; lamellipodium. The record is from RefSeq and is a predicted model, not a curated record. Gene Ontology annotation, molecular function: protein binding. Bases 1 to 3570 code for a protein of 1189 amino acids. The transcript has a single exon. Gene Ontology annotation, biological process: cell migration; regulation of Arp2/3 complex-mediated actin nucleation. Lineage: Eukaryota; Parabasalia; Trichomonadida; Trichomonadidae.